UUUGCCGCCUAGCUUGACUGUUGCGCAACAAACUGUUCUCAUGGAUUCUCCAUAUCUUGAUGAACAUUAUUUUGAGACAAAUGAAGAUGAAGUAUGCGGUAAUAUUCCAACUGGAGUUGAUGUCUCAAGGGAGAAUAGUCUCACUGGUGAUUCACUUACAAGAAUGAAGGCACAAUGGGCAGAGGAAUUGAAGCAGGUGGAAGAUGAAAUCCAAACAUUGAGACAAGUUCUCCUAUCGAAAUUUCGACGUCAACAAUAUUUAAAACGUCAACUUGGUAUUACACCGAUUGCUGAACUCAAAAGUGAAGUUAAACAAGGUUUGGAUACCUUACGAACUAGUGAUGCAUACCAGAAAACUUCAGCUGUCGUGAAAACUGCUAAAGACAAGACAUCCGCUGUAAUAUAUGAGAAAUGGAAUUUACUACGCCAAUCUAAUGCAUACAAAUCUUUCGAGAAUAAAGUUGGCUCAGCCUAUUCUAAUGUUUAUCUUACCAUUCCAUUCUCUAAUAUGGGUAUCCAAUCUGGUUCUUCAUUAUUUGGGAAGUUGACUCGAUCGACAACAUCUGCAGGCAAUAACGAGCAACCAAAGAAUUUACAGAAUUUAACGGCGAAUUCGUCUUCAUCUAAUGGUAAUGUGACAGACGUUGUCCAUCAAACGCCUGUAUCGUCAUCAUCACAAUUAUUAGCAUCGUCAUCAUUGAAGAAAGACACUGUUAACAGUGAUAGUACAAACAUCGGUGAUCAUCAGAAUGAUGGUAGUCACGGUGAUGGGGAUGGUGGUGAUGAUGUUGAUGAGAAAUACGCUAUCCAUUUAGAUAAUAAUCUAUUCGAUGAAGAGAUAGAAAUGCUUACAGCGGAUAAAGAUAUCGACAAUAGGACAAGAAAGAACAAGAAGAAACACUAAUGACGAUCAGGCCAAGGCGAGGCGACGUACUCUCCUUCUCUCUCUCUCUCUCUCCUACACACUCAUACAAAUGCACUCGCUACCAACUAACUAACAUAGGAUGGAUGUGAAUAAUGAUCAUUUCAACCGGUUUAAUUUUCUCUUUACACUAAUCAUAAUAUUAAUAAUAAUAAUGACGAAAGGUAAUAUUUGAUGCUCAACAUCAUUCAUGCAUUCUCAAAAUACAUAUCUGUUUUAUUAAAUUUUUGUUUUUUAAUACAGCAAAGACAAUUUUACCUGUUUUUUUUCGUAUACACACGUAUAUACUACUAACACUUGACUGUGAUAUUCAGUAAUAUCUGUUGUCUGAUUAAUUUCUUUGUCUAAAAUGUGCUUUUGCAAAUUUUGGUCAGGGUGUGAUAUCCAUUUGAAUUCUCUCUGUCUGUGUGUAUGUGUGUGUUCUGGUGUGUUUGUGUUUGUCUGUUUAUGCUUGCGUAUGUAUGUGUGUAUGAAUGCUUAUUCAAAUUGACAAAAGUUAUUAGGCGUGUGAUGAUAAUAAUAAUAAAUGGAUAAUUUUCUCAUGAGAA
Trichobilharzia regenti is the source of this 1470-nucleotide messenger RNA. NCBI's taxonomy places the organism in Eukaryota, Metazoa, Platyhelminthes, Trematoda, Strigeidida, Schistosomatidae. The record is from the annotation of a GenBank genome assembly.